AUGAAGACAUCCGCAAGCAACAGACCUCUUUCGGAGACGGCCUCCAAACCCAAGGACAAGCAGCGGCAGCAGCAUCAGCAGCGAACGCAUACCUCGGAAUUUGUGCUUGAGGGCUUCAGGGUGUCGGUUGCAGAGAAGGUGGAAGUUGUGCCAGGCGAGCGACGGCCCCUUGUUGCAGGUGAGCACAUUCACAUUGAGCCGAUUGGGGACAGCAAGACCAACGAGAACAUCACGGAGGUCAUGGCCCGUGCCCACUUCCAGUACCUCGAUUCGGAGAUGAGUCGACGCGGGUGCAUCCUAUUGAUCAGAGCCAACUCCACUGGGAACCAGUCGCUGUCGGAGUUCACUUACGAAGACAUUAUGCAGAGACAGAUUGUGCUGGGGGUGAGUGGUGUCGUUCAUAAUAAGUUUAACUGA
Mesocestoides corti is the source of this 417-nucleotide messenger RNA. The record is from the annotation of a GenBank genome assembly. NCBI's taxonomy places the organism in Eukaryota, Metazoa, Platyhelminthes, Cestoda, Cyclophyllidea, Mesocestoididae.